Messenger RNA from Phyllostomus discolor (pale spear-nosed bat), 2506 nucleotides. RefSeq lists its product as uncharacterized. Lineage: Eukaryota; Metazoa; Chordata; Mammalia; Chiroptera; Phyllostomidae. The coding region runs from base 1101 to 1754 and encodes 217 amino acids. The transcript has a single exon. The record is from RefSeq and is a predicted model, not a curated record.
AAAGCGCGCCGCCCGCGCCGGUGCAGGCCCGCCCCCUGCAGACCCCAGUCUGCGUCGUAGUGGGGGCAGGGGCGCUCGCCUCGCCGGGAGGGGGAGGGGAAGGCCCGCCUCCGCGGCUCGGGCCGCCCCCGCAAUUGGGGGCGGGGAGGACAUUGGCGCCGCUCCCCCGCCCCCUCCAAGUCUCUCCGUGAGCGCCCCCUGGCGCCCCGUUAGCCGGGGAGAGAGAGGGGGCGCGGUGAGGGGGCGGGAGGGGUCCACCUCCAACCUCCCAGACCUUGGAGGGGCUGGGCGUCCUCCGCGAUCGAAAAGGGAUCACGCCGGCGAGCCCCUCAGGGCCACAGCGGCCCUUGCCCGCCGCGCCCCUAGACUUCUCCGGGAGGGGGGCGCCCCCAGCCCGCGCUCGCCCCUGCCCUUUCGGCCCCGCCCCCCGCGCUGGCCCCGCCCCUCCCGCCCCCACCCCCUCCGCGACUCACUCCGAAGUUUCCUGCGCCGCGCGCGGACACGCUGUGGGCUCGCUCACUCGCCCGCUGCUGUCUUCUCCGCCUCCGGUCCGCACUCCUCCGCCCGCGCCCCUGACCCGCGCCCAUCCGCCUAGUGAUCCCCUCCGCUCCCGGGCCACCGUCGUCGCCUGGUCUGCCCGAGCCGUAGCGGGAGCAGGCGCCGCGGCCGGAGCCGGGAGCUUGCGGGCCGGGGGCGCGAGCCGGGGGCAGCAGUAUUCCAGUCGGGCCGAACGCCGUGCCGGGUCCGCGGUGACUGCGCUGCCCGGGCAAUGCCCGCGGGGACACCGCCGGCCGCCGGAGUGAGGUGAGACGCGGUGAGGAGGCGCGCCCCACUGCGCGCCGGGACCCUUUCAACUUGAGUGCAGCGGGCGAGGAGCCCCUCAAGUACCCGCCCGGGCCCCGCUGGUGGGGGAGGGGCCGCCCAGCCCUCGCCGGAGGGAGGGGGCGGGCGGGGGGCGCAUUUGUCUCUAAUAAGAAAAGACAAAGACAUCCCGGCGGCCGCGGUUGUUUCCGCAGCUCUGCUCCGCUGGAGGCGGGCGAGGCUGUCGUUCCUGGGGCCCGGUCACCGCCUGUCCCCCACAGGUGCUGCCCUCCACUACCAUGAUCGAGGGCGCGCUGUCGGCGGAUGAGGUCCCAGUGUCCCAGGGCACGCCGGCCCCCGGCCCUGCGGCGGCAGCGGGGGCAUCCCCGGCGAGCCCUGGGGUGCUGGGGUGCGAGGUGGAUCGGGGGUCCGGGCCCAGCUCGUCGACCCCCGAGAGUCCGACUGUUGAGCGCAACGCGGAGCUGGGCGCCGACGAGGAGCAGCCCGUCCCGUACCCGGCGCUGGCGGCCACUGUCUUCUUCUGCCUUGGGCAGACCACGCGGCCGCGCAGCUGGUGUCUCCGGCUGGUCUGUAACCCAUAUCCUUCUCUGGCCGUUGGGUUGCGGGGACCCGGGGUGCGGGACUCACUCCGCGUGCGCCCCCGCGCUCCCAGGUUUGUUGUACCCGGCUGGGGCUGGGCGUGCGGGGGACGCAGGACGCUGUCAUCGCGUCCCUCCGAAAGAGGUAGCUUGGCCGCUCUUCGGGGGACAGUAGGGUGUCUGUCCCCACACGAAUGGGGUGUGCCCGGUCCAGAGCCACUGAAGACGGCAGAGAGUGAAAGAGUAUCGGCAAGGCUACCGCGGGCUUGGAGGGGAGAGGAGUCGUCAGGGAGGGGAGGUCGGAACUCCCUGCACACCCGUGGGUUGGGGUCAGAAGAAUUCUUCCUAGACUAACAGAAUGUCUGCCUCGAGGUAGGAUCUCCGCUGGGGAAGGGAAGCCUGGAAGGAACUAGAGUAAGGGGAGCAAAGUUUUCAACCCGUGCCUUGCCUUUCAAGCUGUGCGGGAGACCCGUGGGGGCCCGGGAAGCGAUGCGCAUUCUCUGGUCCUUUUCCGUGGAGAGAGGCGGUGACGUUGAUUGGGAACUCGCCUUUUCAGGCUGAACCUAGUGCUGGGGCCGAUUUAAGUCAUGCGCAGCUGGGGGUGAGGAUGGGGGGCAGGGAGGCAGCUGGCACCGCACCCUAUAGUCCCUUUCCGGGUGCUUUCUCUAGGUAGAGAGAAAGGGACCACCCGAUCUGCUCCUGUUCAGAACAGCACAGACUUUUAGAGAAGAUUCCAGAGCAGAGCUGAGUCCUGCCGGGGACAUUUCUGGGAUGCAGGCAGCAGGUCUGCUCCCCCGCCCAGUAGGUUGCCUUUGGGGACUGUCAGCUUCUAGUCACCUGUCUCCUGGCUGCUUCUCACUUUAGCCUGCCUUCGGAGCUGAUUGCCAGGUGGCUAGGCUAUGGGUGUGGAGCCUUCCUGCCCCUGGAUCUGGAAGGACUGGACGUCCCAGAAGGGCUGUUGGGCUGGAGGGGGCAGCUGAGGAGAGGAGGUUGACAAGCAGGACCCUGGACAUAAACUUUGCUUGUCAGAGUUGAGAAGACAGACAAAGGCGAAAUGAGUAAUGUGUGUAUAUAUUUUUUGUACCUUGUGUGUUUAAUUGUGUAAA